This is a messenger RNA of Bacidia gigantensis, 3051 nucleotides long. RefSeq lists its product as uncharacterized. Lineage: Eukaryota; Fungi; Ascomycota; Lecanoromycetes; Lecanorales; Ramalinaceae. The record is from RefSeq and is a predicted model, not a curated record. The transcript has 3 exons. Bases 1 to 3051 code for a protein of 1016 amino acids.
AUGUCCAGCUCUAACACUUUGGAUCCUGUUUCCAUAGCAAUCCAGCAGUAUCAGAAUGCCCUGCUGCCGCAACAGAAAAAAGACUUCUUGACCUCGAAGGUAGCAGCACCACUCAGUGCCGAUGCAGUACUUGCAUUCACCGCUGAGGUCGACGCACUGAAAUCAAGACGGACAUCGCGCUGCGUCGCCAGCCGCCUACAAGGCACGCUACAAUCGGUACAGCAAUUCACCUCAAUCAUCGGCACCUUCGUUACUUCCAAUCCAGCAAUAGCAGCUCUCGUGUGGGGGAGUCUACGUUUAACAAUUCUUGCAGCAUGUAACCUGAGUAGCUUCUUCGACAAGCUUACUGGCUGGUUCAUGAAAAUGCAGGACUGCUGCCCACGUUAUAGGGAAUAUCAACACCUUUUCCCUGAGUCUGUGAGACUGCGUGAAGCUCUAUCAAACUUCUAUGCGUGCCUCAUUGACUUUUGCACGAAAGCGAUGGAGGCGAUCAACAAACCGGGCAUCUCAGACACCUUCAAAUGCGUACACUCCUAUUCCAGAUGCUUGAAGCUGAUCGUUCUCGCUUUGUAUACAGGCAUUUUACACUACGCUAAAACUAUUUUUGUUUCAUUCGACGUCGAGUUUGUCCAUUUUACUGAUUCAGUGCAAGAAAGAAGCAAAAUCGUCAAAGAAGAGAUCCGUCUAGCAGCAGACACAUGCGCCGAGCGUGAGCGACAACUGCAGCUUGUUGAGCGCAAAGAUGCAGCCAAGCACAGAGUCUCGUCCUUGGUGUUCCGUAGAACAAUAGCGCAAAAUAGUAAGGAGGAACACUUUUGGAGACAGCAACUACAAGUCAGUGAGCACCGCACUCGGAAACAACGUCUCCUAGACCAGCUUUCAUCCUUCGAUUAUCUUGCUCCUUGGAAGCGUGAGAGUAAGAAACGAUACGGUGAAACUGCCAAUUGGCUAUGUGCUACUGAAGAGUAUAGCCAUUGGGUCACGAAAGAAAGCACUUCAAUCUUUCUGCUAUCUGGCAAGCUUGGCUCUGGUAAAACGAUAUUGGCCACAGCUGUUGUUGAUGACGUUGUACGAUUUCAUCUACCUGGAUCCUCUAAAAUAGCAUAUUUCUUCUGUCGACACGAUCAAAUCGACUCGUGCGAGCCAAAAACGAUCUUGCGAUGCCUACUUCGCCAGUAUCUCUCAUCUAACGACCUGACUCGAUCGUCUGAAGAAAGGCUCUCCGGGAUGUUGGGGAUGAGCCCAGACUUUGAAGAACUCCAGUCAUUAUUUCUAAACAUAUGUGCAGAGUUUGACAGUCGAAUCUAUCUGUUGAUCGAUGGUUUCGACGAAAUUGAGAGAGCCCACCGCCUCAAAAUAUUGGGAUUGCUUUCACGGCUUAUAGCGCUUAAGAGAUCUAAGAUUAAAGUGAUCUUGGUAGGGCGUGACGAAAUCAUUCAGGAUGUGCGCUGUGCUUUGCAAGUGUUUCUCUGGGUUUAUUUCCAGAUAGAAGAUAUUUGCGAUCAAGCGACAGACGCAGAUAUCCAAGAAACUCUCAUUAAAUUGCCCAAAGAUUUGCAUUCAACAUAUGAGCGGCUUCUAGCUAAAAUCAUCAAGAGUCCGCAAAAGAUUUUCGCCCGCAGAAUGUUUGCUUGGGUUGCGUGCGCUAGACGACCACUCACUCUUCUAGAGCUGAGAGAAGCGAUUGCGAUUGAAAGACACCAACAAUGGAUGGACCCUAGUCGUCUUGUAAAUGACAUUGAUCAGAUGGUACCUUGGUGUCGUAAUCUUCUGGUGCUAGAUGAGGAGCAGUCACUCGUCCACUUUACGCACCCCACCGUGAAAGAAUAUUUACUCGAGUGUCAAAAAGAGCAUGUCUCUAUUCUAGGAGACUUUCGAGAUUCAGAAUCCAUGGAAAACAUUAUUGCGGAUGCCUGCUUUACCUAUCUUCAGUACCGCGAGUUCGGCCGUGGGCUAAUUUCACAACAAUCUAUACAAAUUGAUCCGAAACGCUUGACACAUACGGCCCUGUCUACAAAUUUGCAUCCUAAGCUAGCCACAUCUUUACGACUCCUCAAUAAAGUUGUGACACUACGUCAGCUGGAAAAAGGCAAGAUUGCCUUGCCUCCUCCAAAAAAUUCACCCUACAAGUCUCCUUUCUUGGCGUAUGCGAGUCAGUUCUGGUUAAUGCAUGCCUCUGAGCUCACACCAAAGGAUGGCGACGUAUGGCAGCACUUUCAGCAAUUGUUUCCUUGGGGCAACGCCGUGGCUGUACUACCUUUUUCCGUUGCCCAAUGGAAUCGCCUUCAACCAAUAGUGCGACAAUACGUAGUAGAGCAUGACCAUCAAGCGCUGCUGAGCUUGAUCGUGGAGAGAAUCUACCGAAAUUGGUGGACACAGGAGCAGAAUUCAAACAAUCGCCAGCCUUACGUUCCUGCCGAAGACGUGUUGGCUGCAAACAGUCAAUUAAUGCCUUUGUUGCGAAUGCUUUUACGAAAAGGGUCAUUCCGUUCUUUUUCACAAUUAGCAUUUCCGAUUACUCUAAGAACGCACUUAUUUGACCAUCAUGAAUCAGUGUGGCGAGAAUACACGAAACUUGCAUUACGGCGGAGGAAGAUUGACUUCGCGUUUUGGUUGCUUCGAUAUGGUGUGACAUGGAUAGAUGGCGAUAUUUUCAAAAGUAUCACUAGUCCCUUCCAGGAUACCGAGAUACAAGAGACAGUCUUCGACGCAAUGACUCACGGGAAUACAGCCCACCGUCACGGGAGACUUGAAGAAAUCAUAAUCAUGGCACUGCGGGAUAAAGCCACCGACUUACUUGCGCAGCUUGUUGCGUGGGAGAAUCAGAUCCCCUAUCCAAAGCCAAUGCGAGCAUUGCUCGAGAGAGCGUCAGCUAGGGGUAAGCGAGACAUUGUGGAGGGACUUCUGGAAGCCGGCGUGAAGUACAAGCAGUCUUCCAGGGUUCAUCUUACUCCUUUACAAGAAGCAUACUUUCAUCCGUCUUUGCCGUCCAAGCUUGAUAUCACAGAAGAAGUGGCAGAAGGAAAUCAGAGGAAGAGCUUCCGUAAGUAA